AGCAACCCGGAAGUAGUAUGUGCCUGUUGAAGGUCUUCGGCAAUGGUCGGUGUUUAGAUAACACUUCCUCGUUGUGCGUCUCAAGCUGGUGCUGACAAUGGGCGUUAAAAUAGAGAUUUUCAGAAUGAUGUUGUAUCUGUCCUUUCCUGUGUCCAUUUUCUGGAUCUCGAAUCAAGCAGACUACUUUGAGGAAUAUGUUGUAAAGAGAAAGAGGGAGCUCUUCCCCCCUAACGAGGCACUGCAUAGGAAAGAGUUGGAAGACUUCAAAGAGCGAAUGCGUGUUCGAAAGGAGAAGAACCUCAAUAAACAUAUUUCUGAGGAAUCUCAGAACUGAGGAUUAUGUGUUGAAGAAAAACACGAGCUCUCAGCACUCGUGCAGGAUUAUUCGGGACUGUUUUUUUGGAGCAAAAGAAACUGAUUGGACUGGAGUAAGACCACAUCUCAUUCGAGGUCCGAGAAGACUGCAGGAAGAUUUCCAGGGAGUAAUUUACCCCUAUGAACCCAAUAUUUAAUGCUCUAGUGAUUGGAUUAUUUGAGUUUAGCUGCUGAUUUUGUUAUAUAAUAAAUAAUUAUUUGAAUUAUAUACCUAGUUGCAUUUUAUAUAAUUACAAUGGUUUGUUUUUUUGAGGUACAGUGCCUAUAAAUGUAUUAAGGGGCCGAGGCACUGACAGGCACUGACACACAGUGAGACCCUAUUGAAAUUGUAAGGAUUUAUUAUUCAUGCAAAUUAAAUGGCUUUUUGAUGGCUUUAGUAUAUUCAAAUUCUUACCAAAAUUUGCAGAAAAAUUGAAAGUGGUGAAAAUGUAUGUAUUCUGGAGGAAUUUUCAAUGGCUGAGGCAAAAUGGCUCAACAGUGCCCCCCCGAAACGUGUUUACAUUGACCGAUCUUCACAAAAAUCGAUACACAGGUAUAUCAUGACCAGACAAACAAAAAAGUAUUGUGGUACAAUUGGAAAAGUGCAACAGGAAGCCUGCUACUUUGCAUUUAGUGCAUAUUCCACAUUUUUACUUUGAGGUACUUGUUCCAGGGCUUACAUCAGAUAAACUUCAAAUUGAGAUGAGUGUCAUCACAACAAGAUGGAGAUAAAAAAAAACUCAAGGAUCAUCAUAAAGAAAUACCGUUGUAUAUUUGACAGUACAAUGGUACAUUGAUCUACAUUAAUGUAUGUCUUCAUUCAAGUUCUAUACAUGUUAUAUAUUUUACUGCCUUUCUUAUUUAUUAUAAGAUGUAUAUAUGAUGAUUAUAAUGAGGUAUCUGCAUAUAAAUUUCGAUCUCCAGAGUAUGAAGAUACAGUAUCUGAGAGGACGGUCUGAUAUUAAGUCUAGGAUGUGUCCUGACAAUCAUCAUGCAUAACAAUAUGCCAAACUUCUCAGCCAUCCUGAUUAACAGAUGACAUAGCUUUCCCAAGGCUCAUCAAAAGAUAUUUGGCAAUUAAAAGUGGGCAGUCAGUUGUUUCACAAUCUUUGGCUGGAGACACUGCCAAUACAGAGAGCAUUUAUUUAUUUCUUGACAGCUGUUUCUUUUUCGCAGCUGCCGCUCAUUUUAAAAGUCACAUUCAACAUAUGGUAUGAUAAUAUUUUCAUGAUGUGAUGGGCUAAUAAAUACUAUCCUCCUGUGA
Platichthys flesus (European flounder) is the source of this 1618-nucleotide messenger RNA. Its product is annotated as protein PET100 homolog, mitochondrial. NCBI's taxonomy places the organism in Eukaryota, Metazoa, Chordata, Actinopteri, Pleuronectiformes, Pleuronectidae. The record is from RefSeq and is a predicted model, not a curated record. Bases 98 to 334 code for a protein of 78 amino acids. Gene Ontology annotation, biological process: mitochondrial respiratory chain complex IV assembly. Gene Ontology annotation, cellular component: mitochondrial inner membrane; mitochondrion. The transcript has 4 exons.